AUGCGUGAUGGUAUGGUCGCGCUAGAAAACGGCGAAGACGUGUCGCCAGAAGAACAUGACGCGGGGCGUGAUGAAGCGAUCAUCCCAGAAGAACGCAACAUGCGGCGAGCUACACUCGGACCAGAUGAAUUUGGCGCAUACGUGAUUUUGAAUAGUGCAACGACGAGUUGCGCGGAUGGGUCUAGUGGCGUUGUGAAGGUGGCAACGAGCGGCGUCGCGUCACACGCCAGUUCACCAGCUCCAUCGGCUGCGUUGCAGGUGCCGGGCGAGAGUGCUUCGCUCGAUGACUCAGUGAGCACGUGUGCGAGCCAGGUUGCUGGCACUGCAGGCGGCAGCCCAGCGGCAACUGAAAGCAGCAGUAGCAGCAACACUUACGUGGCUGGUGUUGCCUUGCCGGAUAGCGCGUGCAGCCCAACAAACGGGCUGGAUGAGACUGGCCACUAUAUGCCUCAUGCACACAGGCCAGGGAACCAACCACCACGUGGUGGUGAUGGUCUACGAGACAAAGCAGGGAAGCAAAGCCCAGAAAAUUUGCAAGGCGCAGAAAAUUGUGCAGAAGGCAGUUCACCACCAUGUGGAGGACCGAACGAUGCCAAAAAAGGUGACGGGCAGCAGCGAUGGAGUCCAGUAAACAGCAGGCUUGGAAGCCAUGUAAAAGAAGCAAAAUCGCCAGCAACGGUAACUUUGGCAAGUUUAGAUUCUUCAAUAGCACACGAACGACGCGUGUUGGAUCUCUCUCCAGAAGCAGGGCUCCAGAUAAAUUUGGUGAAGAUGAAAAGUAAAGGGCAACGAAGUUUGCACAUCGAGGAACCGGAAAUUCUUGAAGAUGCAAAUAUGGAGGAGUGUUGGCGUCGUGCUAUGAAUGAAGAGUUGUGGUCGAUCCGAGACAACAAUACAUGGGAGCUCGCGGAUCUUCCCAACGGUCAGAAUGCCAUAGAGCUCAAGUGGGUGUACAAAGUCAAGAAAGAUGCCGAAAGAAACUUGAUGAAGCAUAAAGCAAGGCUUGUAGCUAAAGCAUGCGUGCAAGAGCAAGAUGUGGACUUCGAAGAAGUGUUCGCUCCAGUUGCAAGGAUGGACUCGGUGAGACUAUUUAUAGCUCUCGCGGCUCAAGAAUCUUGGAGGAUACAUCACUUGGAUGUGAACUCCGCGUUUUUGACCGGGGAGUUAGAAGAAGAAUUGUAUGUGAAGCAACCACCAGGGUACAUCCAAGAAGGAGAGGAACACAAGGUAUUGAAGCUACACAAGGCGUUGUACGGGCUACGACAAGCUCCUCAGGCAUGGAAUGUUGAGCUUGACCGUACAUUGAUUUCUCUUGGAUUUGAGAAAGCCCCACUAGAGCAUGCUAUGUACAAGCGAGGUGAUGGCAAUGAUCGUCUACUAGUGGGCAUCUAUGUGGAUGAUUUGCUGAUAACUGGAGCAGACGAAGAGGUGAUUGCAAACUUCAAACUACAAAUGAAGAAGCUAUUCAAGAUGACUGAUCUAGGGCUCUUGAGUUACUACCUCGGGAUCGAGGUACAGCAAAAGCCGGAGGGGAUCAUAAUAUGCCAGGAGGCAUAUGCAAAGAAGACUAAGCAAGAAGAGUGA
Messenger RNA from Aegilops tauschii subsp. strangulata, 1584 nucleotides. Lineage: Eukaryota; Viridiplantae; Streptophyta; Magnoliopsida; Poales; Poaceae. The record is from RefSeq and is a predicted model, not a curated record.